Stylonychia lemnae is the source of this 390-nucleotide messenger RNA. The record is from the annotation of a GenBank genome assembly. NCBI's taxonomy places the organism in Eukaryota, Ciliophora, Spirotrichea, Sporadotrichida, Oxytrichidae.
AUGAAAAUAACAUAUCUUUCUGGCUAUCAGUAUGUUCCUGCAAAUGAAUUAUAUUGGUAUAUAGUUGUUUAAGGUAAAAAUGGUUCUUUAACUGACUAUAUUGGGCCAGAGAUCUACUAUCAUUUUCCAUAUCCUGAAGAUCCAUUCGAACCUGAAAAUUAAACUGAUAACAUAACUAACAACACAAAUAGCACAAAUGGAAACAGUACAACUCCCCCUAAAAUAGAUACUAUUGCAGCCUUCUUUUACGGAAUCAAGCCACCUAGAUUUAUUCAAAAGCUGAGGUCUACAAUAUUUUGCUACACCCAAGAAAUUACUGAUUAUGAACUUCCUCAAAUAAGGUCAUCCUAUAAUUAUAAACCUACAAUAUAUAUUCAAAACCUAAGAUGA